AUGAAUCCAGGAACCAAUUUUAAUGAACUCACAGAAAGAUGUUUGUCGCCUAGUCGGCGAAGCAAUCGAAUUCAAUCAAAGGAAGCUUUAUAUGAUUGCACAAAUGAAACUCAUAAUACUUCCUUUGCUGUAGAAGUUCCCUCUACACCCCGUAGAAAGAGAGUAAGAUGCGACCUAAACACCAAAAGGAGUGAAGAAGAAGAAGAAGUAUCAGACUCUAAGGAAAAUACACCUCCAGACUUCUUAGAACUUCCUUCCACACCGAAGACACCUCGGACACCUCGUACCCCAAGACAGACAAUUCAGCUCGUGACUCCUAGGUCUUUGAAUCGUGUGAAUAAGUCGAACCCAUUUACUAGUCGUCUUUUGCAAGCUACUCCUCAUAGACAAAUAGUUCCUCCCACUCCCUCAACACCGUCUACUCCUUCAGCAUACAAUCCAGUAAAGUCAUGUCUGCGUAAAUCCUAUCGUUCUGCCCGUGUUGUAGGUCGUGAAAAGGAAAUGCAGUUUUUGGAAUCGUUUUUUAAUCAACAUUUGACGGAUGAGCCAUCGGGCGCUGCUCUUUACAUUAGUGGUGCGCCCGGUACUGGUAAAACUGUUUUGGUGAAUGAAGUGUUGCAGGGUAUUACAAAAAAGUUUCAAAAUGCUCGACUGUGCACUGUAAAUUGUAUGACCAUCACAGAACCCAGGAUGAUUUUCGAAAGGGUUUACAAUCAACUUUUUGAUAAACAAUGCACUCUCGAUGAAGAGGAUUCCCAUUCUACUUAUCAAUCUCAAUUAAAAGAGUACUUCACCAAAGAUCAUCCUUCCUCUGCUCCUCCAAUUAUUCUCGUUUUGGAUGAAAUGGACCAUCUUAUUGCUCGUGAACAGCAGGUUCUGUACACGCUAUUCGAAUGGCCUUCUCUUCCCAUGUCCCGGCUCAUCCUAGUCGGUAUUGCGAAUGCACUAGAUAUGACAGAUCGGUUCCUUCCUCGUUUACAAACCAAAAACAUAAUCCCAACAUUGCUUUCGUUCACUCCAUAUUCAGCUCAAGAGAUUUCCAGUAUUAUAAAGGCAAGGUUGGGUUGCGCCUUAGUCCAACAGAAAACUGGAGAUACAUACUCGAACACACUUGAGGAAGAAAAAGAAAAUAGCUCACCUUCUUUUCAUGACAAGGUUUCCGACGAAGUUCCAUUUAUUCAUCCAUCUGCUAUUGAACUUUGCGCUCGAAAAGUUGCAGCCUCAAGCGGUGACUUGCGAAAAGCGUUGGAUAUUUGCAGACAUGCCAUUGAAUUAGUGGAACGCGAACAAAAAUCUCGUGGAUUAGAGGUGUUUAUGUCAACAGAUGUCUUGCCGAAAGCCACCAUUGCUCAUGUAGUUCGUGCUACUUCUGCCCUAAGUCAGUCUGCCAGCUCUCGUUUAAAAGAUCUAAGUCUUCAGCAAAAGGCUAUUUUAUGCACGCUGGUCGUGUGUAGUAAGUCGUCUUUAAGUAUCACUGAUGUCUAUGAGAAAUAUAGUUCUCUCUGUCUAAGAGACAAGUUGAUUCAUCCGUUGACAAGCUCGGAAUUUUGCGAUGUUAUGAAUUCACUAGAUGCUCUUUCAAUCGUUCGUUUGAGAUCUAAACAAAGAAAUUCAAGGUCGAAUGACCGAUUUGUCAAUCUAUUAGUUCCUGAAAUGGACAUCAUUACUGCUGUGGGUAGUAUUGGCACCUUAAAACGGUUUUUUGACAAACGGUAA
Messenger RNA from Schizosaccharomyces cryophilus OY26, 1716 nucleotides. RefSeq lists its product as uncharacterized. NCBI's taxonomy places the organism in Eukaryota, Fungi, Ascomycota, Schizosaccharomycetes, Schizosaccharomycetales, Schizosaccharomycetaceae. Gene Ontology annotation, molecular function: DNA replication origin binding; ATP hydrolysis activity. The record is from RefSeq and is a predicted model, not a curated record. Gene Ontology annotation, cellular component: nucleus. The transcript is spliced from 2 exons. Gene Ontology annotation, biological process: DNA replication initiation; cell division; mitotic DNA replication checkpoint signaling. The coding region runs from base 1 to 1716 and encodes 571 amino acids.